AUGAAGCUCCUCGUAACGUCAUUCUGGUUCUUCUCGUGCAACGUUCUCUACGUUGAAGCAGAAGUGGACGAAUAUGGCCAUUUCCGUGGGCUCGGUCCCGUGAACGGCGAUCCUAACGACGAAUACUAUUACAUGCAGAAGGCUUAUCUUGAGGCCAUCUCUAUACCGGAAGCUUGGAGUAUCCUGGACUCUGCUACCAAGAGAAGACCCGUAACCAUCGCAGUUAUUGACGACGGAAUCGAGGCCACUCACCCUGAUUUGAAGGGUACCGUCAUCAAGGGCUACAACGUCGUUGAUAAGAAUGAUGAUACCAGUCCUCGAGGACCGCAUGGAACCUGCAUGGCUGGCAUCGUUGGUGCUAUCAGGAACAACAAGAUCGGUAUGGCGGGUAUUCUGGACAGUGUGCGCAUACUGCCCAUAUGUACGGGUGAACUUUCGACUAUUUCCACAAUGGUAGAUGCCUUCGCCUACCUGAUCAAUGAGAGGAAAAAUGAUGUGAAAGUUAUUUUCAUGACGGAGGGGAGCUAUUCAAAUGGUUCCCAAGCCGUUACCGACAAGAUUCUGGAAGCAAUUGCAGCUGGCAUGCUCGUUGUCGUCACGGCAGGGAAUGCUCAGCUGGAUCUGGACAUAUCCCCAUUCUUCCCUUGUUCCCUCGGCCGUUCACUCACUGAUGGAAUGUUAUGUGUGGCUGCAACGUAUGGUACCAAAAUGCAGCUUAUGGACGAAAGCAAUUUUGGUUCAGCUGUCGACAUCGCCGCUCCAGGUUCCGAAACAGUUGUAACUAGUCUUGACGGGACGUAUGGCAUUGGUGAGGGCACUUCGGGUGCCGCAGCUAUCGUAGCAGGUAUAGCUGGCAUGCUCUACAGCCUAGAACCCUCUCUGAAGGUUAAGCUGACCCCCGGUUACGUCAGAAGUAUCAUCAUGAACACGACCACCGAAGAUGUCAAGGACAGUAAAGGAGAAAAGACUCUCUCCUUCGGCCGCGUGGAUGCUGCGGCGGCUGUCAAUACGAUACUUGGAAGAAAGAAGGUAUAA
Molecule: messenger RNA, 1035 nt
Organism: Perkinsus marinus ATCC 50983
Lineage: Eukaryota; Perkinsozoa; Perkinsida; Perkinsidae
Product: thermitase, putative
Exons: 1
Coding region: 1-1035 (344 amino acids)
Biological process (GO): proteolysis
Molecular function (GO): serine-type endopeptidase activity
Source: RefSeq, a predicted model, not a curated record